AUGAAAUGUACACAGCCCUACGUUCCUUUGUCUAAUGACCCACCGCCAGCAGAUGCAGCCCAAAUUGACCUCCUCUUUCGCCUUCGAAUAAUAGAGCAGCUGCAAGCGUUCGCCUAUCCUCAUAUCCACCACUACCAUCCUGAUGACCAUAUAAUCGACAUCCUCAACUGGAUAGCCUCCUGCUUCGCUCGGAAUGCCUCAGGAGACGCUGUAUCAGUUGCCUUUUCCGCGCAUCCCGGUCUCAUCACCCUCUACGUUGCCAAUAACCAUAAUACUCCAAACACCGACACUGUCAAGAACUGUGUGACGCUCUUUCUCUCCACCUUGCGCACAGUACUCCAUGAUGAUGACAUUGCGCCGGAGGUGGCAUCCCGUAUGUUUUUCCGCAUGGUGGUGGAUAUUGCGCAUGCGAGGAUACAACGUAAAAUAGACCUCGUGGGUCAGACGGAGGAGGGACCUGGCCAGACAGCGUAUCACUUCACGAACCUUGUGUCGCUAUGGCUCGUAUAUCGCCCAGAGGGUGAACAGUCGCGGGGGUUCUUGAAUAUGGCAACGAAUUACGGCGGAGACUCAGCCCGUGCGAACGAGUACCUUAUACAGUCCUUUCUUACGUUGGUGAACCUAUCACCGGAGCAAGACAAGAUAGACGUGGACGAACGAUAUACCUAUCUCUCCUCUAUAAUCACCGCCUGCAGCUUGUUGGUCAAUUCCACGUUCUUUGGCGACCUCGUAAACUAUCACUCCUUCCGGUUAUCUUUAAAGAUUCAGGAUCGUGAGUUGUCACCUUUCUACCUUAUCAUGUACUGA
Desarmillaria tabescens is the source of this 807-nucleotide messenger RNA. RefSeq lists its product as uncharacterized. The transcript has a single exon. The record is from RefSeq and is a predicted model, not a curated record. Lineage: Eukaryota; Fungi; Basidiomycota; Agaricomycetes; Agaricales; Physalacriaceae. Bases 1 to 807 code for a protein of 268 amino acids.